Molecule: messenger RNA, 4931 nt
Organism: Mya arenaria
Lineage: Eukaryota; Metazoa; Mollusca; Bivalvia; Myida; Myidae
Product: receptor-type tyrosine-protein phosphatase alpha-like
Exons: 22
Coding region: 77-3124 (1015 amino acids)
Biological process (GO): protein dephosphorylation
Molecular function (GO): protein tyrosine phosphatase activity; protein binding
Source: RefSeq, a predicted model, not a curated record
CCAACCACUGAAUUAUUCGUGCAAUGCAACACCCGGAAAUCCAAAUGAGACCAGCUUUACUUGGACAAUCACCGGGAUGACCAAUUUUGAAAUAUCCAACAGUAGGUUCCUGGUCAUUGAAAACGUGUCUAUUGCAAACGAAGGCUACUACAACUGUACGGUUAGAAAUUAUAUGGAGCCAACAGGAUUCAACGGGACAUUUGGGACUGACAGUCGCAGAAUAUUCCUCGACGUCAAAUAUUCUGCAAGAAUCGAAUCAUUUUGCGGGUAUAACGAUACAGGUGAAGAUUGGUUCAUUGUCAAUCAUGGCGACGAAAUACAGUUGAAGUGUCUUAUAAAAGGAGACCCUCAGCCUGAAAUACAUAUUAAAAGAAAUGACGAAAUCCUUGCUUCUGUGCACUCUGGUCUGGAACUGCAAUUGAAGAAAAAAAGUUCUUGCUUGGAAGAUAUAGGAACGUUCACUUGCUAUGCUAAAAAUGAGUUGAACUUGGAACAACCGAGUUAUAAAACACUUGAUGUUGAUGUCAAGUGUGCGCCACUUUAUCCCUUAGGAUAUUCACCGAAGUUGAAUGUCAUUGCCACUUCCGGGGAAGAUGUGAUUUUAACGUUUACAGUAUUUUCGAACCCACCACCAUUUUCUGCAUUGUGGAUUUUUAGACAGGAUAUGCAACAUUUACCUCGGAAUGUAACACAAGUCUACGUUUCAAAUGACAAUAUGACAACCGACAUAAGGAUCUCAAGAAUAAAACCAGAUGAAUUCGGAGAGUAUUCAGUUACUGUACACAACACCCUGGGGUCGAUUAGUGAAACAUUUUUUAUAAUUGCUGAAGGACCACCAGAAAAGCCAUCACAUUUUUUUGUUAAAGAAGAACUUAUUACCGACACCACAGCUGUAGUUGUAUGGACACCUUCAUUUAACGGUGGCCAUCUUCAAACAUUUCAUGUUUCUUGGAGACAGGUCCUUACAAACAAUUGGUUCUCUGCAGACGCAGGGACUUACGCUAUUAAUUUCACAAUCAUAGAGCUGAUACCAGGAACAAAAUAUGAGGCAAAAAUGUACUCUUCCAAUAUUCGAGGAAAGUCGGGCGAAUCUGAUCUUAUUACAUUUUCAACAAUUGAGACCCUAACAGUACAAUCUGCUCAGAUUGGCGUUGCAAUAAUUUUCGGGAUAGUUUCUGGUGUUGCUGCCAUGGUCAUUACUGCUAUUAUUGUUUUAAUUGUGUUGCGGAGGAGAUCAAAAGGAACAAGUGGACGGUUUGACCGAGGACCACAAUUUCACGAAAUGGAAUCCGUUUAUGGGAAUCUGGCAUCAGAUCCUGACAUACCAACAAGAUUCGAUGAAGAAAAAAAUAUGUAUGGGAACUUGCCUGCUAAUUAUUUCUCUAGGCGAACCAUAUCGCUUGAUUUAUUGCGAAGUGCAGUGAAAGAAUUAAAAAAGGAACCUGUUCCCUUUUUUAAAGAGUUCUAUUCGCUACAAAUUGGCCUAAAAUAUCAAGCUGACGAAGCAGUGAAGUCUCACAACAUUGACAAAAACAGAUACAGGGACGUCUAUCCAUACGAUGCUUCAAGAGUGAUUUUACCUGGAGAUCCCGUUGAAGAUUACAUUAAUGCCAGUUAUAUUGACGGAUAUUGUCAAGAAAAGCGAUAUAUAGCUGCACAAGGGCCUCUUGACAAUACAGUUUCGGAUCUUUGGCGAAUGAUCGAUGCAGAAAAUGUGCAAGUCAUUGUCAUGGUUACCAAUCUUAUAGAAGCUGGCACGAUAAAAUGCUGUCAGUACUGGUCUGAUCGUCCCGUAACAUACGGAAAGUGUUGCGUGAGUCUUGAAAGAAUUGAGGAAUAUGCUGAUUAUGUUGUUCGGCACAUAGUUUAUUGCAUGGAGGGUUCAAAAAGCGAAAAAAUGGUGAAACAAUACCACUAUACCGCAUGGCCUGACACAGAUGUCCCAGACUCGGCACUGUCAAUUGUUCAGUUCUGGAGAUUGGUGCGGAACAGCGAAAUGUCAGCUACUUCACCAUGGCUUAUUCAUUGCAGCGCUGGAAUAGGAAGGACAGGCACAUUUAUUGCACUAGACUAUCUUCACGACCAGGGAAAAACAGAGGGCAGCGUCAAUAUUCCUCGAGCAGUUGACGCUCUUAGAGAGCAGCGAAUAAGCUUAGUUCAAACAAAGGAACAAUACCUGUACCUUCACGAAGCCCUUGCAGAACUUCAUGAUCCUAUCGGAGAGAUAUAUGCUGUGGAGAAAUUUGUUCAAUUGUACAAGAACAGCAGAUUGCAUGCCACAGAAGACAAUGAAUUUAGGGAAUUGUGCAAACUUCUUGUGGUUUGCAAUACAGAAGAAAGAGACACUCAGAUCAAGAAGACACCGGACGGUGCUUUGGUGGAAAAUCUUAUCAAAUCAUUUGACAGAAAGAUACUACCAGACGACACGUUCCGCCCAAAGCUGACUAUACGUAGGCCAGGGGAAAACGACUUCAUCAACGCGAUCUUCAUACCGACAAUAAGACAGAGAAACAAGUUUAUCCUGACACAGUGCCCACUGGAGAACACUGUUGUUGAUUUUAUUCGGCUGCUCUGGGACCACGCCAUUAAAAACGUCGUUGUGCUUGAAAGCGAGGUAGAUAAGGACAGUUGUUUUUGGCCUCAAGAAGACAAACCUAUAUAUUUAGGACCAUUUGUCGUCAGUUUGAUGUUAACUCAGAUGAAAAACAAAUGGAUUCUUCAGACCAUCAACAUAUCAUUACCGGAAAAGAUGCAACACCAGGAAGUAACAACAUAUCAUGUGACUACUUCAACAAGUUGGGAAGAAACCCUAACGAUACUAGAUUUGCUAGUGUUGGUCAAUAACCUGCCUGGGCCUCUAGUCGUUCAAUGCCGGGAUGGUUUUACCAAAAGCGGUUUAUUUGUCACAUUACUGUGUAUCAGUGACCGCAUCACCACUGACAGGGAGGUGGCAAUAGCAGAAACUGUUCGCAUUGUUAAACAAAGAAGACAUUCAGCUGUCACGAAUGUGGGUCAAUACAGAAUGUGUUACGAUGUCAUAUACGAGCGCCUUAUAAACAAACAGGAAAAAGAGAAGGUAAAAAUGGAAUAUGUGAACAUGCAGUUCCCAAAAUAUGAUCAAUAGACUGAACGUUUCAAUGCAAUGAAGGCUUCAAGGUCAUACACGCUCUACUUAUGCAAGCCCUUCAAAUAAACGUACCGGUAUCAUUGAGAUAAGAAAGCACCUGCGUUGUUAUGUGUUCUUUCUUGUCUGACUUACUUUGUUGUGAACAAAGGCGAUUUGAUGAAGAUUUAGGUUAAGAUUGAAAUGUUUUUGCCAAAUGUUAAACAUUGUCAUAUAUUAAGAGGAUCGUCCAAGCUAAAUAUACAUGCAAUACGAACACCUUAGUCUUAGAAGUUUGUUUUGAGUUUGCAUUUUUUUAAUAUAUAUUUUCUAUAAAUCUCUUAUUUGGAAUACAAUACUAAUAUGCUAUGCUAUUAAUGUUAACCAUACUUUUUUAUAGUUUCAAUAUAAUUUAUUCCAAAAUAGUUAUUGAUUAUAAACUGUGUUUCAGUGAUCAUAGCACCCGCACAUUCACCAUCUUGUCGUCUCUAAGAAAUUUUUAAUUAUAAUGUAAUACAUGUAAUAACAAUUUUAUCAGGUAAAUAUUAAAACUAAACAAACAAAUUUAUGGUAAAUUUCUCCUUUUUAAGAGCUUUGUUGUUGAAAACAAUGGCAAUAUGUAGUGUCCGUAACCUAUCUGGUAACAUUGAUAUUUUUAAUUCAAUUUUAAAAGAUAUUUUAGCUAUAAAACGUGUUUUUGUAUUCAACACAAUGAAAUUCAGUUUUAAUGUGUUUUUUAUAUUUAAUUGAAUAAAGAAAUUUAAUACAUAACGUAGUGUCCGUUACGAAUAAUUAAGCGUUUCUUAGUAAGAUAUGUAUCAACUUUAUCUAUAAACAAUUCACCAUUUCUCUAUAAUAUUGAAAGCCUUAAAAAAAUGAAAAAUCAAUAAUAGUUUGAUAUAAACACAUACUAUUUCAAUCCAGUUUGAUUUUUUGUUAAUAUGUAACGAUGUCAUAUUUAAUGACAUAGACAUCAGAUAAUAGCACAGAAGGUAUUUUGGCUGCUAGACUUGUCCAUGUUAUUCCUUUGUGUCAUUAUAUUCAUAGCAUAACGUCUAGUAGAAAUUAGAGGGUGAUUCCAGCAAUAUCUCCUAGAUAUAUCUAAUGAAUAUACUAGUAGCUAUGUCUCGUCGUUCACUUUAUAAAAUAUAUAAAACUUUGGUGUAACACUGAUAGUUUAUGUUGCAAUGCCCCUUAGGAAAUAUCUUCGUUAAUAAUUGUGACAUUAACUUGGGUUGAAUUGUCUUUCAAAACACGUUCGUCCAAUGGCAGUAAGUUAGGUACAUCACAAAUAGUAACUCACAAUUACUGAUUUAAAAUGAACUAUUGUAUGCAGACAGUGAAUAAAUAAAAAUGAAAUUUGUUUAAUUUUUUUUGGGAUCUUACAAAUGACAUGGUAAAGAUGUUGAUAUAUAAGAACAAUACCAUGAUACAGUUAAUUAAAACAUAAUAAAGUAAAACAUUACAUUGUGAAGCAAUUUACAGCAAACUUAAAUCAUAUAAAAGCACAAAGCAUUUAAUAAGAUUUAGUCACCCUAGCGACUUUGAUAGAAAUUAUCUUUUUGUCAAAAUAUGUAUUUAUAUUUUCGUAUGUAUAUCGUUUGUGAAAUUACGAUUGAUUUUUUUGAUUUAAAAUGUUAAAUGAUUAUUGUUUAUGUGUUAGUUCGCCAUAUGUUGUUAUCUUCUAUAGAACACUCGUUAUUGAUAUAUAUGUGAUCUACGUUUUGCUUUGUGUUAAAGUGUUAUCACUUUUUUAUAAGAAAAGUGUUAAUGUAAAUUAUGAACAUUAUUAAAAACUGUAUCCGUAUCUGAAUAAAACUGUUUACUG